AUGCCUAAACUGAUUACUCCAUUAAAGUUAGAGAAGCAUGGUUCUUCAGUUUACACUCGUUCUAUUUUCUAUGAAUUUCAACAAGAAUGCGAGGCUGCUUGUUUUUCUUGUGGUGUUGAAAGCUGUAAUUCUACUUAUGAUGAUGAAGUUGAGUUUUAUAUUGUUGUAGAUAAUGAAUGUCAGAGGAAUUUUGAUGUUACAUUUGAUUUAUCUACACUAGAGUGUACUUGUACUUGCAAGAUGUUUGAGAGUCAGGGUGUUUUGUGCAGACAUAUAUUAUUCAUUAUGAAAGAUAAAUCAGUAUCUGAAAUCCCUAAACAUUAUGUUUUGAAUCGUUGGAGAAAAUAUGUUAAUAAGAAAUCUACAUCAGUGGAUGAGGCUUCUAACUUUGACAAAAAGAAGCAACUAAUCUCUGAUAUGUGGUAA
Molecule: messenger RNA, 426 nt
Organism: Chenopodium quinoa (quinoa)
Lineage: Eukaryota; Viridiplantae; Streptophyta; Magnoliopsida; Caryophyllales; Amaranthaceae
Product: protein FAR1-RELATED SEQUENCE 9-like
Exons: 1
Coding region: 1-426 (141 amino acids)
Biological process (GO): regulation of DNA-templated transcription
Molecular function (GO): zinc ion binding
Source: RefSeq, a predicted model, not a curated record